ACACAGAGAUAGAAAUUAAAAAAAGCAAAAUGCCAAAGCUGGAGCAAUUAGAGGACAUAUUGGGAACACUAGAAGGCUUCACAGUGAAAGAGAACUGGGACAGGUUCUUCACCAUUCGAGGCAGUGACAACGAAUUCGAGUGGUACGCUCAGUGGGCCGACCUCAGAGGCCCACUCCUCGCCCACCUCUCGAAGCUCCAGUCCCAAACCCUACCGCUGCAAAUACUCGUUCCCGGUUGCGGCGUUUCCAACCUCUCUGAUCACCUCUACGACGCUGGGUUUAAGGCCAUCACGAACAUUGACUUCUCUGAGAUUGCCGUGUCCGAUAUGCUGCAACGGAAUGCGUGCCAACGCCCUGGUAUGAAAUGGCAAGUCAUGGACAUGACCACCAUGCAGUUUGAAGAUGAGAGCUUUGACGUUGUGGUUGACAAAGGUGGAUUGGACGCCUUGAUAGAGCCCGAGUUUGGCCUUAAGAAGGGGAAUCAAUACUUAUCAGAUGUAAACAGAGUUUUAAAAUCGGGAGGAAAAUUUGUUUGCUUUACAUGGGGUUUCUGCGAUGUUUUGGGUUUGCUCUUCUCCAACUUCCGGCUUGGUUGGAAAAUGGGUAUUUAUGCCAUGCCUCUGAAACCAAACUGUACCAAACCAAAUGAUCUUCAGACUUUUAUGGUGGUUGCUGAAAAGGAGACGCCUUCUGCAUUGCAUCAGAUAACGUCAACAUUCACAAUUUCUCAUGGAAAUCAGACUUGUAGCCUCCUUGAAGCUCUUGAAAACGAGAAUCGAGUUCGUAAAGAAUACUCCACUGCUGGUUCUGAUAUGGCAGUGCUCACCUGAAGACCUGCAGAUAGGUGUAAAAACUUGGCUCAAGCAGAAUUCCAACAGUAUAAUAGUAAAUAAGUUGGCAUGGUUCAGUAGAAUAAGGUGGAUUUACCAUCAAUCUAUCAUCCGCUCCGCUCUUUGUAAUGAUGUAUCUUUUUUUUUUGUUUAUGUUUUUUUCUUACUAUAUUUUGUGUGUUUGUUUUUGUACUUAUGAAUCUCAAAAUAAGACACAACCACGGUUUAUAGGAACCAUGGUUUGUGUCGUUUUACAAGAAUAAUAUGACGGAUAUAUCAUCAAACUUUUUAUUUUUUUAU
Prunus persica (peach) is the source of this 1130-nucleotide messenger RNA. RefSeq names its product methyltransferase-like protein 13. The transcript has 5 exons. Gene Ontology annotation, molecular function: S-adenosylmethionine-dependent methyltransferase activity. The record is from RefSeq and is a predicted model, not a curated record. The coding region runs from base 30 to 830 and encodes 266 amino acids. NCBI's taxonomy places the organism in Eukaryota, Viridiplantae, Streptophyta, Magnoliopsida, Rosales, Rosaceae.